AUGUCCUGCUACGACCUGUGCCCCCCCAGGAGCAGCGCUGACCUGUGCCCCCCCAGGACCAGCGUGGCCGUGCCCCAGCCCAUCGCUGAGAGCUGCAACGAGCUGUGCGCCCGCCAGUGCCCCGACUCCUCGGCCUUGAUCCAGCCGCCGCCCGUGGUGGUCACCUUCCCCGGGCCCAUCCUCACCUCCUUCCCCCAGCAGACCGUGGUGGGCUCCUCCGGAGCACCGGCCUUUGGCGGCUCCCUGGGGCUGGGCGGCCUCUACGGCACCGGCGCCACCCAGGCCUCGGGGGGCCUCUGCACCUUUGGCAGAGCCUACGCUGCUCCCGCCUGCAGCCCUUGCGCCCUGCCCCGCUACAGCAAGAAGCUCUGGGACACCUGCGGGCCCUGCUAG
This is a messenger RNA of Prinia subflava (tawny-flanked prinia), 393 nucleotides long. RefSeq names its product scale keratin-like. The record is from RefSeq and is a predicted model, not a curated record. NCBI's taxonomy places the organism in Eukaryota, Metazoa, Chordata, Aves, Passeriformes, Cisticolidae. Gene Ontology annotation, cellular component: intermediate filament. The transcript has a single exon. The coding region runs from base 1 to 393 and encodes 130 amino acids. Gene Ontology annotation, molecular function: structural constituent of cytoskeleton.